Molecule: messenger RNA, 1048 nt
Organism: Trifolium pratense (red clover)
Lineage: Eukaryota; Viridiplantae; Streptophyta; Magnoliopsida; Fabales; Fabaceae
Product: cytosolic sulfotransferase 15-like
Exons: 1
Coding region: 176-1048 (290 amino acids)
Biological process (GO): sulfation
Cellular component (GO): cytoplasm
Molecular function (GO): sulfotransferase activity
Source: RefSeq, a predicted model, not a curated record
AUUCUAUCUUCAAGUCUUGAGUACCCACCCAACUGCACCAUGGAAAAUUCAAGUGAUGUUGAAAACUCUCUUGUGCCAAAAUACUUGCAAGAAUAUGACUUAGGCCAAGAAUGCAAGGAAUUAAUACCCACUUUACCAUUAGAAAAAGGUUGGAUUACAAGUCACUUCCAUCAAUAUGAAGGAUUUUGGCUUGCAACAAGGAUUCUUCAAAGUGUUUUAUAUAUCUUGUCAAAAACACUUUCAAUCCCUUGAUACUCAUGAUAUUUUAGUUACCACUCCAAAAGCUGGUACCACUUGGCUCAAAGCAUGGACUUUUGCUUUGCUAAACCGCGACAAAUAUCCAAAUAUUGUUGAUCAUCCUUUGCUCACUUCCAACCCUCAUUCUCUUGUUCCUUUCUUGGAGUAUGACCUUUACUAUGACAAAGAUUUUGUUCCUGAUCUCAACUCAUUAUCACCUCCUCCAAAACUCUUCUCUACACACAUUCCUUAUGAUUCAUUACCAAAAUCCGUGAAAGAGUCAACUUGCAAGGUGGUGUAUCUUUGUAGAGAUCCUAAAGACACUUUUGUUUCACAUUGGCAUUUCACAAACAAUCUAAGAGCACAAAGUAGAGGGACACUUCCAUUAGAAGAGGCAUUUGAGAGUUUUUGUAAAGGAGUGAGUUCUUUUGGACCCUUUUGGGAGCAUGUAUUGGGAUAUUGGAAGAAAAGCUUGGAGAGACCGGAAAAGAUUAUGUUUUUGAAAUAUGAAGAAAUGAAGUUGAAGCCUGGUUUUUAUUUGAGAGAGAUUGCUAAGUUUUUGGAGUGUCCAUUCUCCAAAGAAGAAGAAUCCAAUGGUGUGGUUGAUGAUAUAUUGAAUCUGUGUAGUUUCGAGAAGCUGAGCAACUUGGAGGUCAAUAAGACUGGAAAAGUUUCGUUUCACAUGGAAAACAAAUAUUUUUUUCGUCUAGGCCAAGUUGGAGACAGCAAAAAUCUUCUCACAACUGAAAUGAUUGAGCAGUUAAAUGCUAUCACUGAAACUAAAUUGGCUACACAUGGGUUGAGUUUUUAG